Messenger RNA from Ophidiomyces ophidiicola, 3129 nucleotides. It is a transcript of the gene GDH2, whose product is annotated as NAD-dependent glutamate dehydrogenase. The record is from RefSeq and is a predicted model, not a curated record. Gene Ontology annotation, molecular function: L-glutamate dehydrogenase (NAD+) activity. Gene Ontology annotation, cellular component: mitochondrion. The transcript has 2 exons. The coding region runs from base 1 to 3129 and encodes 1042 amino acids. NCBI's taxonomy places the organism in Eukaryota, Fungi, Ascomycota, Eurotiomycetes, Onygenales, Onygenaceae.
AUGUCUGCUGCCGAGCUUACCUUAAAUCCUGCCCCGCAGGCUGCAAACGACACCAAUGGAGCUGGCCUUCCCAAGGCCAGCCCCGGAGACCUCUCUGGCGCCGGAACACCUGCUACUGGCUUCCACAGAAUCCUCAAUAAACAGCUAGAUGGCGCUGCUCGCACACCCGGAGCAUCGACACCGGUCCACCUCGGAAUCCCCAUGGGGACUCCCCGGGUACUGUCGGAGAAAGGCUCCGGAUAUGUCGCUGCGAAAUUUGAAGGCAAGGCGAAGCAGAUGGAGCAAGUGAUGGAUCAGCUGGAAGAGAGCGGUUUUAUCCCCGCUGAAUUUAUCUCCACUGAAACGGAUUGGUUCUACAACAUGCUCGGCAUCGAUGACAUGUACUUCCAGACUGAGACUGUCGAGGCUAUCACGAGCCAUAUCCUAUCGUUAUAUGCCGCUAAAGUUGCCGCCUACGCCCGAGACGACAAGAGAUUGGAAAUCAGACUCGACAAAGAGGCGGCCGACCAUGCCGUCUACAUUGACACCAGCAAGCCUGGUGUUAGUGCUGUCGAUGGCCCUCGCUACGAACAACGUAUCGAUGAGAAAUAUAUCGAUAACUCCACUCCAAGCAACAGCUACCGUGUCGAGACAUUCCGCUCAGACACAUCUCUGCCCGACAACCAACACCAGCUUCGUUGUUACUUCGUCUACAAGUGUCUAUUCAACAACCCUCAUCCAGACCCAGGCGAGACGAACAUCGAGGUUAUUGGAGAAAACCGGUUCUUGCAGAAGGCCACCGCCAACACAAAGGCCAUCUACCAGGAGAUCAUUAUCAAUGCAGUGGCCCGGUCUGGUCCUGUUAUAGAAAUGUUCGAAAUUGAGGGUAGCCGUGAGAAAAGAUUGGUUAUUGCAUACCGCCAAGGAUCUGCUAUGGGGCUGUUCAGUGCUCUUUCAGAUCUUUACCACUACUAUCGCCUAACAAGCUCCCGAAAAUACCUUGAGAACUUCUCAAACGGGAUCACCGUCCUUUCUCUCUACCUUCGCCCUAUGCCGGGUACUGAGAUGUCGUCAAGAUAUCCCCCCAUUGAAGCCGCCAUUCACCAGAUAAUGAAAGAAAUUUCUCUACUGUACUGCAUUCCUCAGAACAAGUUUCAAAGCCACUUUGCUACUGGACGCCUUAGCUUACAGGAGACAAUCUAUGCACAUUGCGUUUGGGUCUUUGUCCAGCAAUUCCUCAACCGCCUUGGUUCUGAAUAUAAUUCGUUGACCGCCCUCCUCGAUUCCAAUAACACCAUGCAUGCCGAGCUUCUUUCCAAGAUUAAGAAGAGAUUGCGAACCGAGACCUUCACUUCUGAUUACAUUUUCGAGAUUAUUAACAAAUAUCCCGAUCUAAUCCAUAGACUCUACCUUGAUUUUGCGAAUACCCAUUACGUUCAGACUAGAGCUGCUGAGGACGAUUUCCUUCCAACAUUGAGUUACCUUCGCCUCCAGGUCGAUGAGAUCUUAGAUAGGAAGCAGCUGGAUGGCCUUGUGUCCAAGACUGUCGUCAGUGAGCAUGACGAGAUGGUCAUGAGAUCCUUCCUCGUCUUCAACAAAGCCGUCCUCAAGACCAACUUCUAUACUCCCACAAAAGUCGCUUUAAGUUUCCGUUUAAACCCCGAUUUCCUACCUUCAAAUGAGUACCCCCAGCCUCUGUAUGGCAUGUUUCUCAUUAUUAGCUCUGAGUUCCGUGGUUUCCACCUUCGAUUCCGUGAUAUCUCUAGAGGUGGUAUCCGUAUCGUAAAGAGCCGAGACAAGGAAGCCUACGCUAUUAAUGCACGCUCAAUCUUCGAUGAAAACUACAACUUGGCCAAUACCCAACAGCGUAAGAACAAAGAUAUCCCUGAAGGGGGAGCUAAGGGCGUCGUUCUAUUGGACGUUAACCACCAGGAUAAGGCCAGGGUAGCGUUCGAAAAGUACAUUGACAGCAUUCUCGACCUUUUGCUUCCUCCCGCCAGCCCAGGAAUAAAGGAUCCCAUCGUCGACCUUCACGGUCAAGAUGAAAUUCUGUUCAUGGGCCCCGAUGAGAAUACUGCCGAACUUGUUGACUGGGCCUGUCUACAUGCUAGACAACGAGGUGCGCCAUGGUGGAAGUCAUUUUUCACCGGCAAGAACCCCAAACUUGGUGGAAUUCCACAUGACACAUAUGGAAUGACAACUCUGUCCAUUCGUCAGUAUGUCGAGGGUAUCUAUCGUAAAUUGGCUGUUGAUGAGACUCAAAUCCGAAAACUUCAAACUGGUGGACCUGAUGGCGAUCUUGGCUCUAAUGAGAUUAUGCUUGGCAAAGAGAAAUAUACUGCCAUCGUGGACGGCUCUGGUGUGAUCGUCGAUCCACGAGGACUGGACCGCGAGGAGCUUUUGAAAUUAGCAAAACGACGUGUCAUGAUCUCCAAUUUCGACUUGUCGAAGCUCUCCCCGGACGGAUACAGAGUGCUUGUUGACGAGGCCGACGUCAAGCUCCCAAGUGGUGAAGUUAUCCACAAUGGAGCUGUCUUCCGCAAUACCUUCCACCUUAGAAAGGGUGAUUAUGAUAUGUUUGUGCCUUGCGGUGGUCGCCCUGAAUCGAUUAAUCUGGGCAACGUCGCAAACCUUAUUGUUGACGGAAAGAGCACUAUCCCAUAUCUUGUUGAAGGUGCCAAUCUUUUCGUCUCUCAGGAUUGUAAACUUCGACUUGAAAAGAAUGGAUGUAUCCUUUUCAAAGACGCUUCAGUCAACAAGGGUGGUGUGACAUCUUCGUCUCUUGAAGUUUUGGCUUCUCUCUCUUUUGAUGAUAAGGGUUUCGAAGAAAACAUGUGUAUUGGAGAAGACGGCAAUGCUCCAGAGUUCUACAAUGCUUAUGUUCGUGAGGUUCAAGAAACCAUCAAGCGCAACGCUACUCUGGAGUUUGAGGCUAUCUGGAGAGAGAAUGAGCAAACUGGUGUUUCUCGAAGCAUAUUGAGCGACACACUUAGUGUUGCAAUUACUACGCUCGAUGAAGAGCUUCAGAAAUCAGAACUUUGGGAUAAUCUUGCCUUGCGCAAGGCCGUCCUGAAGGACGCUUUGCCUAAAUUACUACAGGAGAAGAUUGGACUGGAUACUAUGCUGGAGCGGGUAAGUUCGAAUCUCUAA